Molecule: messenger RNA, 1777 nt
Organism: Carlito syrichta (Philippine tarsier)
Lineage: Eukaryota; Metazoa; Chordata; Mammalia; Primates; Tarsiidae
Gene: CERS1
Product: ceramide synthase 1
Exons: 5
Coding region: 157-876 (239 amino acids)
Biological process (GO): ceramide biosynthetic process
Cellular component (GO): membrane
Molecular function (GO): sphingosine N-acyltransferase activity
Source: RefSeq, a predicted model, not a curated record
CCCUCCUCGGUGCUGCUGGGCUGCAGAGUCCCUGGGCCUCGUCUCCCCGCCCUGGAGGAGCAGUCCCUGGCCCUCAGCCCCCAGGGUUGCCCACUUGCCUUCUCGCCACAGCCCCUAGCCAAGCGGUGCCGCCUGCAGCCUCGAGAUGCCGCCAAGAUGCCCGAGAGCGCCUGGAAGUUUCUCUUCUACCUGGGCUCCUGGAGUUACAGUGUGUACCUGCUGUUCGGCACGGACUAUCCCUUCUUCCACGACCCGCCCUCUGUCUUCUACGACUGGACACCAGGCACGGCGGUGCCACGGGACAUCGCUGCCGCCUACCUGCUCCAGGGAAGCUUCUAUGGCCACUCCAUCUACGCCACGCUGUACAUGGACACCUGGCGCAAGGACUCAGUGGUCAUGCUCGUCCACCAUGUGGUCACCCUGGUCCUCAUCGUCGCCUCCUAUGCCUUCCGGUACCACAACGUGGGCAUCCUCGUGCUCUUCCUGCACGAUAUCAGCGACGUGCAGCUCGAGUUCACCAAGCUCAACAUCUACUUCCAGUCCCGCGGCGGCUCCUACCACCGGCUGCACGCCCUGGUGGCCGACCUGGGCUGCCUCAGCUUCGGCUUCUGCUGGUUCUGGUUCCGCCUCUACUGGUUCCCGCUCAAGGUCCUGUAUGCCACAAGCCACUGCAGCCUGCGCGCAGUGCCUGACAUCCCCUUCUACUUCUUCUUCAAUGCACUCCUGCUGCUGCUCACCCUCAUGAACCUCUACUGGUUCCUGUACAUCGUGGCGUUCGCCGCCAAGGUGCUGACAGGCCAGAUGCGCGAGCUGAAGGACCUGCGGGAGUACGACGCGCCAGAGAUCCAGAGCCCCGAGCCCAGCAAAGCUGAGUGAGUGUGGAGGGGCUGCCGCCCCGUGUUCGUUCCUUUUGCCAUGUCGCCCGAGCACACUGGGCAGGCCCCGGAGACCCAGCAGCGGACGAGGCCGAUGCGGACGCCGCUCCCUGGAGCCUCCAAAACAGAGACUGUGAUAGAAGCAGAGUUGCCUGCUCCGAAGGACAGAGAGCGAGGAGGGGAGGGCAAGGUGCAGGAGGGCAGAGUGGUGGCAGGGACAGGGAGGGCCAGGCCCAGCAGCGAGCCAGGCCCCUGUGGGUCCCGAGACGUAGCCGCUGGCCAGGCCGGGUGACGACCUCCGACCCACGUCCCCCCAGAGCAGGUUGCAGCAGAGGUGCAGAGUGACGAGGGAUGUCCUGGCCUCAGAGUCUGGCCGGGCAGCCUGCCUGUCAGCCAGGCAGGUGAUGUGGCUGGAAGCUUGGACCCAGUCUGACCCAGAGCAAGUCCUGGGGAAGGAGAGGUGCAGUAGAGGCCAUGAGCUCACCAGCCCUGGGUGAGAGCCAACGGUGUCCGGAGCCCCGGGCCUGGGAGUGAUUGGAGGCAGCUUUGGAAAACAAGCAGGGUCCGGGGUGUGCGGCGCCCCAGAGGCAGCGUGAGGAGUGUUUGAACAGGAGCCAAGGCAGGAGGCUGCGGAAGGUGCUGACCCGCCGGGUCUUUUGACUUGGCUGUGGGGGCGGUGGGCAUCAGUGACCUGUGUGUGAUGGUUCAGAGAAGCUGUGGGCUCAGAGCCUGACAAGGUGGGUCAGAAUGGCAGGUGGGAAGAUGCCGAGAUUUAACAAGUCUGGGGCUGUGGCCAGGCUGAGCUGUGUGCCCAGAUCCCACCUCUGUGUGGAAGGGAGAACCGUGCCAGACUUGCUUUGGGUGAAGGUGGAACAGAAAUAAAAGAAUCAAAGACAACUCAA